Messenger RNA from Adineta ricciae, 2034 nucleotides. NCBI's taxonomy places the organism in Eukaryota, Metazoa, Rotifera, Eurotatoria, Adinetida, Adinetidae. The record is from the annotation of a GenBank genome assembly.
AUGAGUUUAUCACAGGUGAAAAUAGAUAAAUUGUGGACUCGUGUUGAUCCAUCAGCUAAACCUAAUCCUUUUUUGAAUAGCCAAGAAAUCAAAACUACAACGACAAACACGAAUGUUAAGAUUCCGUCUGUUACACAGCCAAUUCAUCGUUGGCGACCAAAUCAGCCUCUAUUUACUCUUCCACCCCUUACAAAAAAUACACAUACGACUACAUCUAUGCGAACAAUUCAAGUAAUUGAUCCGAUUAUCACACCGAGUGUACCCAUCAGUAGCUUAAAACAUAUGCAAUCAGCUCAGAAUCUAUUCAGUAUUGGUAAACGUAUGCCAGAGGUUGAAUUGGCUUUGAAACAAUUGAUUGCUGAUAUGGAAAGAUGUCCGCGGCCAGAAGAGGAACUACCACAACCGCUAUCUCUUCGUGAUGUAACAUUACAUGGUUAUCAACGACAUGCACUUGCUUGGAUGCAAUGGCGCGAAUCGAAUUCACCUUAUGGAGGAAUCCUCGCCGAUGACAUGGGAUUGGGUAAAACAGUUACGACCAUUGCAUUUCUUCAGCUCCGAAUGAAUUCUAUAAAAACUCAAUCUUCUGAAGAGAUAUUCGACACAACAAAGUCUAAUCUAAUUCCGACAACAUUAGUUAUUUGCCCGGCAACUUUGAUGAGUCAUUGGGAAAGUGAAAUCAAUAAGUAUAGUCGUAUGAGAUGUUUCAUUUAUCACGGGUCAACGCGGAAAAAAGAUAUUCCAACUGGUGGUGCAACUCGUGCUUUUGGACAGUAUUGUGUCGUUCUAACAUCUUACGAAUUAGUACGAGCUGAACAUACAGCUGAAGGAGCGAAAAAUCCAUUAUUUUCUGUCAAAUGGCAACGAGUUGUUCUUGAUGAAGCUCAUCGAAUACGUUCACACAAAUCUCAAACAGCUCAAGCAUGUUCAGCUGUCGACGCUAUUUAUCGAUGGGCAUUAACUGGCACACCAAUACAUAACAAAGCUGAUGAUUUCUAUUCUCUUCUAAACUUUCUUCAUUAUUCACCAUUUGAUGUUUAUUCCACGUGGAAAUUAUUCUCAUCGAAUCAGUAUAAAUCGAUUGAACGAAUGAAAACCAUCGUUCGUGCAUUGAUUCUUCGUCGGACGAAAACCGAUUAUGACUUAAAUGGGAAACUACUUGUGCCGUUACCAUCCAAACAAAUCGAAAUUAUUUGGUUGAAAUUAACCGAUGAAGAAAUGAAACAUUAUCAACGCGUCAAAGUCGAAAUGACCGAUGCAUACAGAUUAUUCAUUCGAAAUCGUCGCGAGAAGAAGAAAACAAAUACUGUAGUUCUUUUCACACUCAUGUUGAAGUUACGUCAAGCAUGUAAUCAUUUAUCGUUAGUUAAAGAUCUAUCGACUGACGAUGUAUUUGAUGAUAAAGAUGAUGUUGCACUGGAAUUAUCCAUGUUCAAAUUGGAUUUGAACGAUACUUUCAAUGACAAGAAUAUCCAAGCCCUUGCCAAAGAUGCUGAACUUCAAUAUGAUAUGACAUUCAUGAGUACGAAGUUGGACUGUCUUUUGAAGAAGAUUCAUAUGAUUGUUAAUCAACUCGGCGAAAAAUGUGUCGUUGUCUCAUCAUGGGUAGGCAUGCUGAAUAUCGUUCGACAUCAUUUAAAGAAAAAUCUUAUACGCUCACAAACGAUCAGUGGUGAAGUGAAAAUUCCUGAUCGACAGGCGAUUGUCCAAGCAUUCAAUAGCGAUGAAAAUGCUUUUAUGGUUCUACUUCUAUCAUUGAAAGCCGGUGGUGAAGGUCUUAAUCUUGUUGGUGGUAACCAUCUCUUCUUAUGUGAACUUUCUUAUAAUCCACAAAAUGAGCAACAAGCAUGUGAUCGAAUUUAUCGAAUUGGCCAACGAAAAGAUGUGCAUAUUUAUCGGUUAAUGGUGAAGAAUACAAUCGAAGAACGAAUUAGUAGCUUGCAAGAAACCAAACUGAAACUAGCUGGGGAUGUACUAGCUGGUUGUAUAGAUAAAUUCAGUUUGCGAUUAGAAGACAUUGCUUUUCUAUGCUCAUAA